CCGCGUCCUCCCAACGCGUUCCUUCAGUUCCGCUCGACGUACUGGGAAGAAAACAAGCGCGAGCGCAACAACCGCAACGUAAGCCGCAUCUGUGGCUUCCUGUGGAAUAGCAUGUCGGCGGAGGAGAGGAGAGUUUAUGAAGAGAUGGCUGCGGUCGCCCAAGCGGAACACAAGUUGAAGUACCCGCACUUCACCUAUGCGCCUGGUCGGAGAGAGAAGAAGCCGAAGACGCAUCGCAAUCGUGACUGUAAGGAGGAGGAUAGGUGUCGGAAGAUCGCGCUGUUGUUCAGAAAGGGUGUCAAGGACAUCGAGAUCACGAUGGAGGUGAAGACGGAGGAGCCUGUUGACGCUAUCCCUUCUCCCACUCCCUCCGUUGAAGCCACU
This is a messenger RNA of Guyanagaster necrorhizus, 384 nucleotides long. RefSeq lists its product as uncharacterized. NCBI's taxonomy places the organism in Eukaryota, Fungi, Basidiomycota, Agaricomycetes, Agaricales, Physalacriaceae. Gene Ontology annotation, molecular function: RNA polymerase II cis-regulatory region sequence-specific DNA binding; DNA-binding transcription factor activity, RNA polymerase II-specific. The record is from RefSeq and is a predicted model, not a curated record. Gene Ontology annotation, cellular component: nucleus. The transcript has a single exon. The annotation marks the transcript as partial. Gene Ontology annotation, biological process: regulation of transcription by RNA polymerase II.